CGCUGAGCAGAGCCCGGCCCCGCCCCGCCCCGCCCCUUCUCUGGGGUUGUGGGGGGCGUGAGACCCCCUCGGCCUGUUCCCCCUGCCCGGGGGAUGGGCCCGGCCCACUUGCGGCGGGCGGGGCCUUCGCUGAGCCCUCCGAGCCCCUGCCCCCCCUCAGCGUGCUGGCCGCUGCCUGGCCGGGGGCGAGUCUGAGAGCGGCCGGGACCCCAAAGAGCGCCGCCCCCGAAAGACAAAGCGGGGGUGGCCUGGGUGAGCCCCCCCCCGCCCUGGCCGCGUGUCCGGGGCACCCGUUCCCACCUCCCAGGGCGGCGGCCUCACAAAAGGGGUGACCCUGGGAAACCCUGGGCAGGUGGCGACUCUGCCCCCCAACGCCGUGGGCCCUUGUCCCGAAGCCUCUCCCUCCCCUGUGCCUUCCGCCGGCGGUGAGCAAGCUGUGUCUGAUCAGGCUACCUAACCCCCCCUCAUACGGAGUUCAGGUGGCUAGUAUCUGCCGGGGAGCAGAGAGGGCGGUCUCCAUCAACUGGGCGGUGAUACAGCCUGUUGGCCCUCAUGCCUGACCACACAGAUGUCAGCCUCCUUCCAGAGGAGCGAGUUAGGAGGCUGAUCCAGAUGGGGAGCUCCGUGGAGGUGAAUGAGGAUGUCCCGCCACGGCGGUAUUACCGCUCUGGGCUCGAAAUCAUCCGCAUGGCGACGAUUUAUUCUGAAGAAGGCAACAUUGAGCACGCCUUCAUACUGUACAACAAGUAUAUCACGCUGUUUAUAGAGAAGCUGCCGAAGCAUCGCGAUUACAAAACCGCCGUCCUCCCUGAGAAGAAAGACACGGUGAAGAAACUCAAAGAAGUCGCGUUCCCCAGAGCUGAGGAGCUGAAGAAGGAGCUGCUAAAGCGAUACACCAAAGAGUAUGUGGAAUACAGUGAGCAAAAGAAGAAGGAGGAGGAGGAGUUUGCGCGUAACCUGGCUCUGCAGCAGCAGCUGGAGGAGGAGAGGCAAAGGGUAGCCCAGAUGAAGCAGCAGCAGGCAGAGCAGGAGCAAUUUAAUGCCUUCGAGGAGCUGAUCCGGCGCAAGGAGCUGGAGAAAGAGCGUCUGAGAAUCCUGCAGGAAUUUGGGAAGCCAGAGCUAGGUCCUGAGUCUCUGGGAGGACCCCUGAUACCAGGAGUGGAAAAGCCCCCGACUGACUUAACCCCAAAGCUUCCUGCUUCUCCUGUUCCACCUGCAAGCCCAGUGGUAGGAACAGUGCUGCCAAAACUGCCUGUUGUGGACAGAUCUCUGAAGCCUGGAGCUUUGGGGAGCCCGGAAAACAACGUAAUGACAGAGGGCCUUCGCCAUAUCGUCAUCCCCAAGAUGCUCUGCCAUAAGUUCCUCCAGGUAGCUGAUGCUAACACUGCCCGGGGUGUGGAGACAUGUGGAAUCCUCUGUGGGAAACUGCUGAGGAACGAGUUCACGAUAACGCACGUCAUUGUCCCCAAACAACACGGAGGCCCCGAUUAUUGCAACACGGAGAACGAGGAGGAACUUUUCCUGAUUCAGGAUCAGGACAGCCUCAUCACUCUGGGAUGGAUCCAUACUCACCCUACGCAAACAGCUUUUCUCUCCAGCGUGGAUCUGCACACGCACUGCUCCUAUCAGAUGAUGCUGGCUGAGUCCAUUGCCAUUGUGUGUGCACCCAAAUACCAGGAGACGGGAUUCUUCAAGCUGACAGACCAUGGCCUGGAGGAGAUCUCUUCCUGUCGGCAGAAGGGCUUUCAUCCACACAGCAAAGAUCCACCUCUCUUCACUAGCUGCACUCAUGUGUCGAUAGCUGAGGGAGAUGUGGUGCUGAUGGAUCUUCGAUAAGCCCAUUGCCUUAACGUACUUCUUUACCAUAAAAGAGCUAACUUGUAGGCCUAGGGAAGCUUUUCCUCCCGUAGCAAAUGAUUCCCACAGUACAGCGUGAUUUUCAGUAAUGACGGUGAGGUUGGUAAUCUCUGAGCGCACGAGAUCUCUGAGGCCUCUCUCUGGUCUUGGGAGACGUUGAGAUUCUGAGGGACAAAAGGGAAUAUUAAUUUGGAUCUUAAAAAAAGAAAAAGCUAACGCUACAAGGAUUAACUCCCUAAUAAUCAGUCAUUCUGCAGUCCUUCCAGAAGGACUCAUGGCCUAAGACUUGUGAGCCUAAGGCCUGGAAAUUCGAUUGGGCUGACUGGAGAGCCUUUGAAAGGAAGCUCUUUCCAACCUCAGAUCCCCCAAAUUUAGCCCAUCUUUUUUUUUUGGCCCUCAUAUCUGAUCCAGACCCCGCUGAACGGCCGUAAGUCUUUCCGUUGACUUCAGUGGGCCGUCAGUCAGGACCUUUGUAAAGCUCCAACGGGUCUUAGACUCACUUACACAAAGACCCCUUUACAGUGGAAGUAAGUGACAUCUUCACCCGCAUUUUGACCUCCUGUGUGCUGAGAGCAAUAUGAAAUGAGCCUUCAGGGCCUGAUUCUCAUUUACACAACGUCUUUCCCCCCAAAAAACCAAUGGUUCAGUUACUUGACUUUAGAGCAGUGGGGGGGGGGGGGGGGGGGGGGGGGGGGGGGGGGAACUGGUGCCAACAGCUCCGUCUCUAACGAGCAGCCCUCCAAGACAUAGGUAGCAUGAACACAAUGGAAGGAAUAGAUGCUAGACAGGAAACUGGUUUCAAUUGCACAGUUGCCAUAAAUAGUUGGUUAAAUCCGUUUAAAAUGACAAAAAAAUGUUAUGGGUGGGGGAGGAGAGAGAAAUAUGACCCUUUAUUUUAUUAUUGCUCCUAAAUGGGAAAUAACCCUGGUCUUUGUUCUGCUUCUUUAAUAGUUCAGUAUGGAUGGAAGAGGGUCCUUUCUUAUGGAUUACUCCAACAGUGUAGCCGUAGGAAAGUCCCACAGCUCAGGACAGUCCCAGGUGACCGAACAUUUAAGGUGUGUCAAUAUCCGGCUGGAGAGAGAGGUGAAAUAGUGUGGUCGUGGUUCUAACACUGAGUUCCCUUGAUAGAUUAAUUCCUGCAGGGGAAUGGGAACUGUUAUCUAGUCUAACCAAGCUAGAGGCACUUCAUGUGGGGCUUUUUAGCCAGGUCCAGCGGAUUGGGCAUUGGACUGAGUCAGGAGACCAGGGUUCUGUUCCUGGGUUAGUGGCUUCCCUUUUCUAGGUCUGUUGCCCAGUCUAUAGAAUGGGGAUGAUUUAAAUUGACCUUUUCUCUGUCAUGUGCAUUGAGGUCUACAGAUGAAAAGCGUCCUGGAAGAACUACGCUUUACUAGCAGCAGGGCAGUUCUCAGGUGUUUGGGGCAGGGUACCCAGGAGAUCCUUUAUCCAGACUGGUCGGGGAAAUUGUUAGAACCGUACCAGAAUUAACUGUAUUCAGAUAGUCCUAGAUCUGCACUUCUCACCAGGCCCUAAGUCCAGAAUGGGUCGGUCCUUAUUCUCUGGGUCAAGCAUCCCUGAAGAUUGGCAAAGUUGGGAUCCAAAUGCCUCCCUGUUAGUAUUCAAGUCAUGUCGCGAAGAAUCCUCUAUUCAUCUCUGUAACCCCUUGCUACUGCUCGACUUCUCCCCUAGGAAGCCAAACUCAUAGGAAGUUUAACUCUCCUUGCCAAAGUUCACCCUCCCAUGAAGUCCUGAGAUGAUCUGUUUUCGAAAGCCUGUUGUAUAGAAUCACUGAAUGUCGUACACAAGUGUAAUACGUUGUUCACGUCAGAUGCCAAACUGUGACUUUUCCCCUCCCCCCCCCCCCCCCAUUUCUUCUGUCUGUCUCCGUGUCCGUUAGUCUCGGGAGAAGAAAUGAAGAUAACCGCGUGUUAGAAACUGUUCCCACUGUAUAAUACUCUUCGUACAUUCUAACUCUGUGAUGUGUUAGAUUGUCAAUGAGCAUUAAAUGUUAACGAGACGGAUUUUUGGCUCAGCGUAGAGUGAAAGAUUUUAGGCUUUCAUUCUGGAGCAGCUGAUGGUAGUACAUGAGAUCUCCGCAUCCUACAUUUGGAGCCUCCUUUUAUCAACACAUGCACAGUUGGCUUUUCAUCUGGAAUAUAAUAUGUGCCCUUACUGACAUGUUUUGCUGUAUAAUAUAUAAUAUAAUAUAACGAAAUUCUUUGGUGUACAGUUUAAUACAGAUCGAUGAUGAUCUCUCGGA
Messenger RNA from Chelonia mydas (Green sea turtle), 4114 nucleotides. RefSeq names its product STAM binding protein (gene STAMBP). The record is from RefSeq and is a predicted model, not a curated record. The coding region runs from base 553 to 1836 and encodes 427 amino acids. The transcript is spliced from 11 exons. Gene Ontology annotation, biological process: protein K63-linked deubiquitination. Gene Ontology annotation, cellular component: endosome; cleavage furrow. Gene Ontology annotation, molecular function: metal-dependent deubiquitinase activity; protein binding; K63-linked deubiquitinase activity. Lineage: Eukaryota; Metazoa; Chordata; Testudines; Cheloniidae.